Molecule: messenger RNA, 5850 nt
Organism: Anastrepha obliqua
Lineage: Eukaryota; Metazoa; Arthropoda; Insecta; Diptera; Tephritidae
Product: solute carrier family 41 member 2
Exons: 9
Coding region: 1491-3524 (677 amino acids)
Biological process (GO): monoatomic cation transport
Cellular component (GO): plasma membrane
Molecular function (GO): monoatomic cation transmembrane transporter activity
Source: RefSeq, a predicted model, not a curated record
AACGGUUAAGACGGUUGAAAUUUCAAAAAUUCGAAUUUCGACCAAAUUUCGGUUCCGUUUAGACCAGUUUCUAUUCGUUGAGUGUUGUGCGAUACGCGUAGAUACAAAACUUUUUGAAUGCAUAUACCAGAAUAACUAAUUGGUGGUGUAGCAUUUUUUAUGUUGAAAUUUAAAUAAAUUGAGUGAAUAUUUGAAAUUCCAAAAUAAUUAACGUGGCUUAAGUAUAAUUUUAUGCGUUAGUAAAAUUAUUAUUUAAUUUUAAGUUUCCAAAGUGUUUGUGUUGAAUCCAUAUCAACGGUCCGGUGACUAAAGCCGAAGGCGCACUUCUGUCUCGCGAACAGAAUAGAAGCCAAUAAAUCAGAAAGUCUUAGCAAACACACACAGGCGUUUCAAAUCAAUUCAAACACCUUACCAACUACAAACUUUCCACUCAACACUUUUUUCACUCGACCACUCAACAAUUUUCCGCUCCUUUCUACUAAUUCACAACACACGAAAUACCAACAAUAACUCAAGCCCCACAAAUACAAGAAAGCUCGCAGUAACAGUCGGAAGCAGAAAAGUCACAGAAAAGGGGAAACCACAGUUAAGUUACCAAAAUAGAUUUCACCAGAUACCAGCGCGCAUCAGGCCUUCUGCUACGCAAUUCCCGAUUGCGAAUCGUGCGGCUGUCUGUCAACGAAUUGUCAACGAAACGCUUCCAGCACGAGACAUUCACACAAAAUCACCACGAAGAUGUAAACCAAAUGUCGCCAGAGCCUACCGCUGCACGCACGGAAACCUACGCCAUAUAAAUUAAAACAAAAAACAUUAAACAGUUAUAAAAUAAUUUUAUUAUUUUAAUUUAAAAUUAUAGAUAAAAAAAUUGUGUUAAAAAGUCUGUGUGAUAUUAUUGUUUUAAUUUUUAGUAUUAUUGUUUAACUGGUAAUAUAAUUCUAAAGCGUCAAACUAUAUAAAUUUCUUAAUUUAAGAAAACAAUACCAUUAAACUAUUUAAUUUUUCGAAAAAAAAAUUAAUUAAAUCGCGUGUAAUUGGCGCUCCCAUUACGUUUUGUACGCUUAAAUAAGUUAAGAGAUUAAACUUGAUAGAUUCCGAAUUUCUUAGUCAAAUUGAAAUUAUUUUCCACUUAAAAGCAGGGUUUCUGUAUAGUAGUUAAUUUAUUUGAAACUAGUUAAAAUAAUUCAACGCAGAGCAAGUUAUUUUUGUUCACAAGCGCUUAGAGCAUUUUUUUCCAACUGACUUGUAGUUGUAAAGUGCUUUUAAAUUAAUUUACUGAUACUUGAAAACUUUAUAAUUUAAUUAUAUUAAUUAAUUUUUUUGUUUUUAAAUAAUUAAAAUUCGGAAAUAAGCAUACAAAAAUGCUAGGAGAUUUCACGCCUUGCCUACAAAUCGUCACACAUUUUAAUUAUUAAAAACCAAGUAAAUAUUAUUUUAUAUAUUUUUAAUUUUUUUAAAUAAAUAUUAAUAAAAAUAACAAAUAAAAACACAUUAUGCCGUCGCCGAGUAAGAAGCAAUCGCAGCCGCAUUUGUCUUUGGUGACCAACAACAGCGAUGAUUACCGUAAAUUACCGGAUAGUGGAUCCAUCAAUAAUGCCUUCCAAGCACCGUCAACCCCACAAACGGCAACAACAGAUAUCAUUGAUAGUUCCGAUUUCAUAUCCUCCACAAAUACAAUCAACACUAAUCCCUCAAGUAAUGAUGAUGAGCUAAUUUUAAGAAAUAAUGCCAAAAAUGAAUUAAAUAUUCGCUCGUUGAGCAAAAAUAAAUCUUACAACCAAAACAACAAUAACAACAACAUAAAUGACAACACACCCUACUACAUUAGUAACAAUGGCGUACCACAUGGACACUAUCGCUAUACAUUGCCAUUACCGCUGGCAGUGCCAUUGCCACAACCCUUACCGCCAUCAAUAACACUACUACAACAACAACAAUCAGAAAAAGAUCCUACUCAACAACAGGAUGAUAAAUUUAGAUUAUAUACAAUAUAUGGAAAUGACACCGACAAUGACAAGUUGUCCGGUCUACCACAAUCGACGACUGGUUCACUAAGCUCAAUCAUCACGACGUCCAUAGCAUCCUCAGAACCAGAUCCUGGCACGGGUGGUGGUCGUGGAAGCGGUGGUGGUGCUGGCGGCGGCCCUGGCGGUGGCGGUAGUAGCAUCGGUGCAUUAGACGCGAGCAGUAUUGCUGGUGUGCCUGGUAGCAGUGAUGAGAAGCUGGCACUAAAUCGACCGGGUAUAAAACAGGAGAAAUGGUCCUCAAUAUUGUUGCAAGUGUCAAUACCAUUCUUUUUGGCUGGCGUUGGCACUAUCGGCGCGGGCAUUAUACUCGGACGUGUGGAGAAAUGGCGUGUCUUCAAAGAGAUCACCGAACUAUACAUUCUCGUGCCAUCACUGCUGGGCCUCAAGGGCAAUCUCGAUAUGUGCCUCGCAUCACGUCUAUCGACGCAGGUCAAUCUAGGUAAUAUGACAACACGCAAGGAAGUUAUCAAAAUGAUUGUCGGCAAUAUUGCAUUGGUGCAAGUGCAGGCGACGGUGGCUUCUUUUUUGGUCGCUAUGUUUGCCAUUGCUGUGGGUGCGGCGAUGCAUGGCACAUUCUAUUUCGAACAUGUUAUGCUACUGACGGCGUCCGCUAUGUUUACGGCGACCUCAUCGUGCUUUGUUUUAGAUUUUGUGUUAGUGGCUGUGAUAUUAUUAUCUGAGAGAUAUCGUUUGAAUCCUGAUAACCUAGCAACACCGUUAGCGGCAUCUAUCGGUGAUGUCGUUUCUAUUAGCUGUUUGUCCUUCAUUGCUUCAUUGCUCUUCGAUCACAUAAAAACUCACUUGUGGAUCACAUUCGUUAUAGUCGCUUGUUAUUUAGUGCUUUUACCUAUGUGGGUAGCUAUUGUGCUCAAAAAUAAAUAUACUCGUCCGAUACUGAAGAGUGGAUGGGUGCCGGUACUAUCUGCGCUUUGUAUAAGUGGCAUCGGCGGUCUAGUACUCGAUGCGGCUGUGGAAAUAUUCGACGGUUUCGUUGUAUUUCAACCAAUUAUCAAUGGCAUUGGUGGUAACUUGGUGUCAGUGCAAGCCAGUAAAAUCUCAACCAUGCUGCAUCAGAGUUCGAUUAUUGGCAUCAUUCCACCACAUACGAAAAUCUUCGAAUGGCCAUGGAAAGCGCUGUUCAAAGGAGUUCCAUACGCGAAAACGGCGCGCAUACUCCUUGGUAUGUCAAUCCCCGGUAAUGUGAUCUUCGUUUUCGUUGCCGAUUACAUACAUAUGUCAACAUCGACGGUUUCCUUUGCUUUCGUGAUGUCGUACCUGGUGGCGAGCUUAAUACAGGUUAUGUUACUCUUAUAUAUUGCGCACGUACUUGUACACGCCAUGUGGAAAUGGAAAAUCGAUCCUGACAACUCAUCGAUUCCAUAUUUGACUGCUCUUGGCGAUUUGAUCGGCUCGACUUUAUUAGCGAUCGCGUUCUUCUUCCUACUUUCGAUAAAUCAAGAAUACGGUGCUGAUCUAAAUCAACUAAAUGCAUCGAACUGAAUAAAUGAGCCCCUCGAGAAAAAUAAACGGAAAGCGAAAGCGAAACGUGUGAGGCUUCUAAUAAAUAAAUUAAAAACAAAAACACAAAUAUAAAAAAGGCUUUAAAGAGUUACAAAAAAAACAGUAAGAAAACAGAACAACGCUGAGUGAAGUAAAAAUUAUGAAAGCGAAGGCGUGGUAGGCCACCACCAAAACACACUAACCAACCAACCAACCAACCUUCAGUACGUACCUAAAGAGCAUUAAAUUAUUUUUUUAAGCCAUAAAUAUUAAUAUUAAAAAUAUAUAAUAAUACUGUAAUAAAAUGAAAGCAUUAAAAAUCGAUAAUUAUGCUAUGCUAUAUGUAAAAAGUUAUUUAAAAAUAUUUAUUUUAAAACGAAAUGCUAAAUUAUGCGAGCAUAAACAGGAAACAAAACGAUAAAAACGAAAGGGGUACAAAAUUAAACAAAUUGUAUGUGCGACUAUUUGUAAUAAGUGUAAUAAAAUAUGUAGAUAAGAAAUCGAUUAAUAAAUAAAGGCAAAAACCAAUAGCAAGGCAUGUACAAUAAAGAUCGAGUUGUGUACGAAUUUGUGUUUUAUAAAAAUUUCAAAACCAACUUCUUAAUUGUUCUGGUAUUCAAAGCGUAACUACUAAAACGCCUCAAAAGUAAUAUACACAAAUACUUAGUAUUAAAUUGAAGCCAUGCGUAUACAUACAUAAAAUUAAAUAAAUACAUAUGUAUAUGUAAAGUAAUACAAAAUGCAAUUAGGAACUCGUUUCCCCCGGUAACGAUAAUGAUUGAAUACAAUAAUAUUGUUAAUGAUGAAUGCGAAAAAAGCAAAUACUAAAACCGAAAUUAAAAAUAGUCAUACAAAAUAUUUAAAUAAUCUAUAAAUACAUAAUGCAUCAUAGCUACAUAUAACUGAAAAAAAAAAUAAAUUUUCGAAUGAUUUGUUAGCUGUAUUGAUUUCGAUUAAUUAAAAAAAAAAAUAAAAACAAAAAACAAUAAGUAUUUAGUUCAUUACACCUUGUUGAAAUGCAAAAUCACAAAAUAGCGUAAAUAAAGUAAAUUGAAGGGAGAGCAACUCAACUAUUAUAAAUUUAUGGAUAAAUAAAAAUACAAAAACAUUUCACUUAAAAGGACAGCAUAAUACAAAAGCCUUAAUUUAUAUGCCUUUAAGUAUUUUUGCCUUGCAAUUGCGUUUUUUUUUAAUGUUAGUUCAAUAGUUUUUCCCUUUUAAAUUCACAUUGCCCCGAGCCAUCGUUAACCAUUGCUUGCUGUGAAACUUUCGCUUCCCUCUAUUCCCACUUAUUGAUUAAAAAUAUUUCUAAGUUGUAAUUUCAUAAUUUUGAUGUAGAAAAAUAUAACAAAUUUUAAUUAGGCGAUCUUAACUUAAUUUCACUAUCUGCGAGAUUUAGUUUUUAUAAUUCUGUACCAGUUUUAUUUAUACAUAUACGUACACACAUACAUAUAUACUUUUAAUGCUCAUUUAAGAAUUUAUGCCAAUAACGCUAAAAAUCAUUUUUUUUUCUUAAUUCUGCAAUUAAAUCCUUAAAAUAAUUAAAUAAACUAGUGAACGAAAAGUUGGCAAAAGAAAGAUGUAAUGUUUUAGAAAUGUUUUCACAGUGUGAAAUUUACUUAAAUAUUUAUUUGUUUUUUAAAGUUUCAUUGUCAUUCUUAACACUAACCGCACCGGUGUAUCACGUAUACCUAUUCUUACCGCAACCGGUCCUUUGACCGGUUAUGAAAUAAUUGUUUUUUCAAAACAAACUUUUUUUAAUUUUUUCUAAUACAUAAAUCAAACACAAAAAAAAGCAAAUUGCUAAAUUUGAUAAUAUAUGAAUUUAUAUAAAGUUAAAUUAACCAAGGAACAAAUAGUCAGUUUAUAUUUAUAAAUUCAAUUUCGUAAUCGGUCAUAUGACCGGGCGCGGUACGGAUAGUGUUAAUAUCAAAAUUUCGCUCUAAUGCUCCCAUACAUGUACGAAUUCCUAUAUGUAUGUAUGUAAAUGUGUAUGUGGUUAUAUUAAAGCGUUAACCUUAGGCACUUAGUAUUUUAAUUUAAUUAUUUCGUAUUGGUUAUUUAUUAGUUUGUACUACAGAUUAGCACGUUGUAUGUGAAGCGUGUGCGAGCGAUUUAGAGACGUUUUUGCGGGAAAUGUGAUCGAUAUUAAUUAAUUAUAUAGUAUAUGUAUAUUAUGUAUUUAAAAUUGUAAUUAUGUAUUAUUGAGUAAUUAUUUUAAUUUAUAUAUGUAUAAUAUUAUAAGUUAUGCGAAAACAAUAAAACUAUAAAUGUAAAAACAAUAAUUUAAAUUGCGAAAUAAAUUAAAGUGCAAAACAUUUUAAAA